Messenger RNA from Volvox carteri f. nagariensis, 714 nucleotides. It is a transcript of the gene fsd2, whose product is annotated as superoxide dismutase [Fe]. The record is from RefSeq and is a predicted model, not a curated record. Gene Ontology annotation, biological process: superoxide metabolic process. Gene Ontology annotation, cellular component: chloroplast nucleoid. The transcript has a single exon. Gene Ontology annotation, molecular function: superoxide dismutase activity; metal ion binding. NCBI's taxonomy places the organism in Eukaryota, Viridiplantae, Chlorophyta, Chlorophyceae, Chlamydomonadales, Volvocaceae. The coding region runs from base 1 to 714 and encodes 237 amino acids.
AUGGCUCUUUUUAUGAAGGUCCAGGCCUCAAGCCUUAUUGCGGGCCUUCGUCGCGGGCGCCCUGUCUCGGGUCGCCGCGCCUUGGUCACCAUGGGCAAGGUGGAGCUCAAGGCCCCUCCUUACCCACUGGAUGCCCUGGAGCCUCACAUGAGCAAGCGGACUUUAGAGUUGCACUGGGGCAAGCACCAUCGCGCUCAUGUGGAUAACUUGAACAAGCAGAUCGAAGGCACCCCGCUUGCCGGCAAGAGUCUGGAGGAGAUCUUCCUGAAUAUCUAUAGGGGCGGUGCGUAUCGGAACAAUAUACCGGUCUUUCACAACGCUGCCCAAGCCUGGAACCACACAUUUUUCUGGGAGAGCAUGAAGCCAAAUGGUGGUGGUGCACCUACUGGCAUGCUGGCUGAGGCAAUUGCGCGCGAUUUCCGUGGCUUUGACAAUUUCAAGGCGUAUUUUAGGCAUGCAGGCAUGAAUCAAUUCGGCUCAGGCUGGGCCUGGCUCAAUACCAACGAGUCGGGCAAGCUCAUGAUAUUCAAUACGCCGGACGCCAUGAACCCUCUCGUUGAGACCAAGUUAAGGCCUAUCCUUACUGUGGACGUGUGGGAGCACGCCUACUACAUCGACUUCCAGAACCGUCGGGAAGACUACCUAAACACCUUUAUUGAGAAGUUGAUCGACUGGGACGUCGUGGCCAAGCGUUACGCAGCUGCUCAGCAGUGA